AUGAAGCUCCCGCUGUCCGUGGGGGCGCCCGACGCGGCGCCAGAGCUGGCCAAGCCGUCGCUGCCGGCGACGUGGCUCAUCCUGCACGCGCUCUUCUGCGCCACCUCCAUGGCCGUCGGCUUCCGCUUCUCCCGCCUCGUCGUCUUCCUCCUCUUCCUGCCCACGCCGCCCAUGAACCCCUCCGCGCACCUCGUCUCCCUCGUCACCCCGCCCGUCAUGCUCGCCAGCUCCAACGCCACCGCCACCAUCACCACUACGACGACCACCACCACCACCGUCACGACGACGACCACGGUGGCUGAGAGCGAGGCCGGCGCCAACGCGCACCACCAGGUCCACCACGGCCCGGUCUUCGUCGGCCGCCACGCCAUCCGCGUCCGCAAGUGGCCGCACCCGGACCCCAGCGAGCUCCUCAAGGCCCACAGCAUCCUCGCCGCCGUCCAGGAAGCGCAGCGCCGCAGCCGCAACCGGUUGGCCGACGCGCCCAGGCCCGUGAUUGCCGUCACCCCGACCACCACCUCCGCGCUCCAGGCGCCGUCGCUCACGUCCUUGGCGCACACCCUCCGCCUCGUCGACGCCCCGCUCAGGUGGAUCGUCGUCGAGCCUGGCCACCGCACCGACGCCGUCGCCGCCGUGCUCGCCCGCUCCGGCCUCGACUUCCUCCACCUCGUCGCCUCCGACGGCGCCUCCACCGCGCGCCUGCGAAUGCACGCCCUCAGGUACUAUCACCAUGCUCCUCUGCUCGCUGCACUAGAUCUCACUGAGCGCCCAUCCCCAUACCGUCUCGCUCACAAUUUGGAUCUGUCGACCAAUUUCAGGGAGAUACGGAAGGAGAAGAUGGACGGCGUGGUGGUGUUCGCGGACGAGAACGGCAUCCUCCGGACGGAGCUGUUCGACGAGGCGCAGAAGGUCAAGUCCGUGGGCGCCGUGCCCGUGGGCAUUCUGGGCGAGGACGAAGGCACCAAGGAGUCCUUCCUGCAGGCGCCGGCCUGCGACGAGGCCGGGAAGCUGGUGGGCUACCAUGUCUCGGAGGAGACGCUGCUGCCGGCGGCGCGGAGCGACAUGCUGCUGUCCACCCGGCUGGAGUGGGCCGGGUUCGUGGUGAACGCGCGGGUGCUCUGGGAGAGCGCAUCAGAGCGGCCCGAGUGGGUGCGCGACCUGGACGCCGUGGACGGCGGCGCGCACCUGGACAGCCCGCUGGGUCUGGUCACCGACGCCGGCCAGGUGGAGCCGCUCGCCAGAUGCGCCCAGGCGGCGCUGGCGUGGUCGCUCCGGUCAGACGCUCUGCAUGAAGUCAAGUUCCCGCACGAGUAA
Messenger RNA from Triticum turgidum subsp. durum (durum wheat), 1314 nucleotides. The record is from the annotation of a GenBank genome assembly. Lineage: Eukaryota; Viridiplantae; Streptophyta; Magnoliopsida; Poales; Poaceae.